Molecule: messenger RNA, 1041 nt
Organism: Emys orbicularis (European pond turtle)
Lineage: Eukaryota; Metazoa; Chordata; Testudines; Emydidae
Gene: B3GALT6
Product: beta-1,3-galactosyltransferase 6
Exons: 1
Coding region: 1-1041 (346 amino acids)
Biological process (GO): glycosaminoglycan biosynthetic process
Cellular component (GO): Golgi membrane
Molecular function (GO): UDP-galactosyltransferase activity
Source: RefSeq, a predicted model, not a curated record
AUGAAGCUGCUGCGGCUCCUGUGCCGCCACAAGACAGCGCUGGGCCUGGGUGGCCUGGCGCUCUUCGCUGUGGUCCUGCUCUACCUGGCCAAGUGCACCUCAGAGAGCCUCAGGCCCUUGCCAGGUCGGGGUCUGCCCCACAACCAGGCACCGCAGCCGCCCCGCGGUGGAGUGGGAGCCGGGCCGCCCUUACCGGCAGCCCCGCUACCCCCUGAGGAGACGGCUUUCCUGGCUGUCCUCAUCGCCAGCGGCCCCAAGUAUACGGAGCGCCGCAGUAUCAUCCGCAGCACCUGGCUCUCGAUGGCUGGCCGGCCCCCUCAGGACGACAUCUGGUGUCGUUUCGUGAUAGGCACAGGCAGCCUGGCUGGGGAGGAGCUUCACAGCUUAGAGUUGGAGCAGAGCCGUCACCGGGACCUGCUGUUGCUGCCUGAGCUUCGUGAUUCCUAUGAGAACCUGACUGCCAAGGUCCUGGCAAUGUAUGUCUGGCUUGAUCUGCACUUGGAUUUCCACUUUGUCCUCAAGGCUGAUGAUGACACCUUUGUACGCCUGGACGUACUCGUGGAAGAGCUGAGGGCCAAGGAGCCACGUCGUCUCUACUGGGGUUUCUUUUCUGGCCGUGGUCGAGUGAAGUCGGGUGGCAAAUGGAAAGAGAGCACCUGGCUCCUAUGUGACUACUACCUGCCUUACGCCCUGGGUGGUGGCUAUGUGCUCUCUGCAGACCUGGUGCAUUACCUGCGACUCAGCCAAGACUAUUUCAACAUGUGGCAGAGUGAAGAUGUGUCUCUGGGUGCUUGGCUGGCUCCUGUUGAUGUGAAGAGGGUGCAUGACCCACGUUUUGACACUGAAUAUAAGUCCCGGGGCUGCAACAAUAAGUAUAUUGUCACUCACAAGCAGAGCAUUGAGGACAUGUUAGAGAAGCAUCAGACUUUGGCCAAAGAAGGGAAGCUCUGCAAGGAGGAGGUUAAGCUCAGGCUAUCCUACAUGUAUGACUGGGGAGUGCCUCCUUCACAGUGUUGCCAAAGGAAAGAUGGCAUCCCCUGA